GCUGCGCACAAGGAUUUACUGAGUUAAGAAUAAGAAAAUAAGAAUAACAAAUUUAAUGGCGUAGCGUGGGACUACGAAUAUUUAAUAUUGAAUAAAGUAACUAUCAAGAAUAAAAUAAAGUGCUACCUAUUUUAAAUUUAGGUAUAUGGAAUUGAUAACUCAAAAAAAUUUGACUAUAUGAUAGUGAUAGUGAUUAAUUUAUCGUGACCGGCAAGAGUUUGGGCUAGAACAAUGGCUGAAAACGAUAUCGAUUUGUAUGCAGACGAUAUAGAUCAAGAAUUUGUGCAGGUAAAGGAAGAAUUUGGGGCAGAUAACGUUGACCUUUAUGAUGAUGUAUUGGCCACAUCAGGAACUACAAACAAUGCUGAUAAAACAAGUGCCAAUGUAUCUGGAAGCACUAACGAAGACACAAAUGGAACAGCCUACUCUACACAGGGUAAUAAUAUAACGCCGAAUACUGUAGGGCGCAGACAUCAACUAUACGUAGGAAAUUUAACUUGGUGGACUACAGACCAAGACAUUGCUAAUGCAGUCCGAAGUGUAGGGGUGAACGACUUCAAUGAAGUGAAAUUCUUUGAACACAGAGCAAAUGGCCAAUCAAAAGGAUUCUGUGUUAUAUCUCUUGGUUCGGAAGCAAGUAUGCGCAUCUGUAUGGAGCAGCUGCCGAAGAAAGAGAUCCAUUCCCAAAAUCCUAUUGUAACUCUUCCCACCAAAAUGGCCCUAAGUAACUUUGAAAGUCAGUCUAAAACCCGACCUACUCCCUCUAAUAACAAUCCUAGGUCCCAGCAUCCCAGCCAUUCUAACAAUAACCUUCCCCCAGGUCCUCAUCAAAAUUUCGGUGGUCGCAUGCCGAUGAAUGCUCCAAUGCGCGCUCCCAUGAACCCAGGAGGCCCACGUAUGCAAGGCCCCCCGCCGGGGUACAAUGGACCCCCUCAAGGGCAGCCGCCGCGAUUCCAACCACAGCCUCAAUGGAAUGGACCACGGUUCAACGGACCUCCGCACAAUAUGUCGCCUAAUAUGGGUCCGAACAUGAGACCUGGUGCUCCUCCCCCUGGACAAGGACCUCCGAGGCCACCUAUGUUCCAAGGGCCACCCCAAGGUCAAAUGCCACCACGUGGCAUGCCUCAACAGGGUCCACAGCCGGGUCCCAUGCGUCCCGACUGGAACAGACCACCAAUGCAGCAAGGAUUCCCGCCCCACCAAGGUCCUCCUCACAUGCAGGGUCCCAACAUGGGUCCGCGAGGACCACCACCUAUGGGUGGACCUCCAGGUGCUCCCCAGGGCCCUCCUCAGGGUCCGGCGCCUCACGUCAAUCCGGCCUUCUUCCCGCAGAACGGGCCGCCACCACAGAUGCCCCAUCCUGGUAUGCAGAAUGCCCCUGGUAUGCCGCCCCAGGUACCGCCUCAAGGGCCACCCCAUCAUCCACCUAUGGGCCCUACCAGCGUGCCACCUCAUGGCCCCUCCCACUACGGACCGCCCACCAGCAUGCCCCAGCCUCCGUAUGGCGGACCGCCUCCUGAUCAUAGGCCUGACAUACCUGCGAUCAGCGAGCAGGAAUUCGAAGAUAUCAUGUCUAGAAAUAGGACGGUUUCUUCAUCAGCUAUUUCCAGGGCCGUAUCGGACGCAGCUGCCGGCGAGUACGCGAGUGCCAUCGAGACCCUUGUGACUGCAAUCUCUCUGAUCAAACAAUCGAAGGUGGCUAACGACGAUCGCUGUAAGAUACUUAUCAGUUCCCUACAGGACACUCUCAGGGGAGUCGAGGAUAAGAGUUACAGUUCGGCUAGAAGGGAAAGGUCCCGGUCUAGGGACAGAUCCCACCGGAGGCCGAGGAGGGAUAGGUCCACCUCUAGGUAUCGGGAAAGGAGCAGGGAGAGGGACCGUGACAGGGAUCGCGAGCGCGACAGGUACUAUGCCGAGAGUUACAGGGAGAGAGACAGGGAACGGGAUAGGUCCAGGAGUCGUGGGGAUAGGGACCGGGAGAGGGAAUACAGGGAGAGAGAUCCGGAAGAAGGAGCAAGAGUUGCAAGAACAAGAAAUAAAUCGCCUUCGGACGUAGUGGAGGCUAGCGGUGAACCAGGAAAGUCACGCUAUUACGAAGAAAGGUACAGAGAAAGGGAAAGGGACACCGGAAGAAGCAGAGACUCAGAACGUGAGAGAGAAAGGGAUAGGAGAGAUGAAACUCAUCGAUCACGUCACUGAUCCAACCACACAAUUUCAUUGAAGUAAAUUUCAUUUAAAAAAUAUAUAUAUUAUUGUCUUUUUAGAGGUACAAAAUUACGUUUACUCUUGAUGUUUGUGAAAUUAAGUAAGUCGAAAUUAUUGAUAUCCUAAAUGGAAGGAUGGAAAUAGAAGCGAGAAGAUGGCUGCAAAUGGUUCAAGAUUGUAUGGUUUUUAGAUAAUGAAAAUAUGUUUGAGAACUUUAAUUUGUUGUUUUACUUUAAGACCAAUCUAAUUUAAUUAUUCCUCAACAAGGAUAAAUAAAAAAAAUGGAUCUAUUUGUUAUUGCCUUGUCCACCAUUUGUCCCUGAUUUUUCUAAAAGUAAACAUUACCUGAUUAUUAAAUUUUAAAUACACAGGGAAAAAUGCGUAUUUCUCAGAUCUGUACCCUCUGAAUUAUAUAAAUUAAUUUUACGAUUAAUCAUUUUGAGUAUCUACUUUUCUCGACAAAUCAAAUUGUUUUUCCUUCUUUUUUUUUUACCACAAAAUAUUUAUUAUAUUACUUUCAAGCCAGCCCUGAAGUUAAGAUCAAACCAGUUUAUAUAAAAUAAGAGCAAAGUUGUUUCAUUCUAAUAACCCAUAAGUUAUCUUUGAAUUUGAUUUACUCAGUUUAUAAAAGACAUAAUUUAUUCCUGUAAUUAACUUAUUCUCCUUCCAAAAUGAAACUAAGAUAUCAUCAAUGUAAAUUGAUUAUAUGUACUUGUAACUAAUGGAAUAGCUUUUUGUUUAUCUUUUGACAAAUUUAUAUAUUUCCUAAGGUUGAAUAAACCAGCAAUAAAAUUUUCUAGACAAAAAUAUUCUGAUAUUUUAUAGGAUAUUCAUCAAGAAUCAAUUGAUAAAAACUUCAUAAUGUAUAUAAAAGUUUGUCUGAAUCUUUAAUGUAUAAUGAAACUUUCUUAUAUGACAAUUGUUGAGAUGGAAAAAUGUUUCCAACCUAGGCUGCUUCUGGUUCAACCAGAAUUUUCUAUCAGUUACAUUUGCUGAUGUAAGAUAUUGUACUUCAAAUUCGUCUAUGUUUAAAAGAAAGUAAGUAUAUUCAAAUAAAUCUUAAGUAAUUUUCUGCA
This is a messenger RNA of Harmonia axyridis, 3281 nucleotides long. It is a transcript of the gene Cpsf6, whose product is annotated as cleavage and polyadenylation specificity factor subunit 6. Gene Ontology annotation, molecular function: mRNA binding. The record is from RefSeq and is a predicted model, not a curated record. The transcript is spliced from 6 exons. Gene Ontology annotation, cellular component: mRNA cleavage and polyadenylation specificity factor complex. Bases 232 to 2199 code for a protein of 655 amino acids. Gene Ontology annotation, biological process: mRNA alternative polyadenylation. Lineage: Eukaryota; Metazoa; Arthropoda; Insecta; Coleoptera; Coccinellidae.